AGUUUGAGAAUGUUCUAGGAGAAAUUGGUUACUUUUCGCUAAUGUUUCUUAAAAAUUGAAGGAACAUUUCACUUGCCCACAUUUUUACUUUGAAAAGAAGACAGUCUCGUGUCUCCCGGAAGUUUUUGUUUUCUCACCUGUCAGCCCGGACCAGAAACUGUGCCAGUGUCAGCUUAGUCUCUUUGUUUCAUCCAAGAAACACGUCUUCUUUUUAUUCCACCUUUUAAUGGUGAUUCUAUGUGGCCACCUGAUCCCUAAUUAAGGACAGCAUCCAACACGGUCUUCUCUUUGCUACAGAUUAGGCCUGUGCAGGCAUGGAACCCCUUUUGGAUGAUGACAUUUGCAUCCUCAAACACGAGACAGCCUACACAGCCGCCGGUGAAAGCCCUGUAUCGGUGUGUGCCGGUGACGAAUCUGUUGCUUCCCACUUUGCUCUGGUCACGGCCUAUGAGGACAUCAAGAAGAGGCUCAGAGACACGGAGCGAGAGAAUACCUUGCUUAGGAAGAGGGUUAAGCAGCUGGAGGACAAGCUCUUUAGGCCAGAGGCUCCUCCAUCAGAAGGCCCCCAUUACGUGAAUAAAGCCUUUAGUGCUUACAGAGGAAUCUAUAUAGAGAAGGAGGACCUGCAGAUGGAGCUUAAUAAACUGAAAAAGGAGAAGAGUGAGAGUGAGAGGCUGCUGACGGAGCAGCUUCAAACCAAAGAGUUGGAGCUGCUUCAGCUGAGAACAGAGAUGGAGACCAGCCAAGGUACAGUGAUGAAGAGCCUGAACAGCCCGCAGGACUACUGGCAGGUGGAGAGGGUCAACACCGAGGUACAGAUCCACAAACUGCAGGAGGAGCUAGAGAAGGUGACGCUGGAGAACAACCGACUGCUGGAGAGAAGCAUGGAGGAACCCCUUGGCCUUAACGGACCCAACUUGGACCAGACCUGCGAUGCAAAGUUUGAUGCAAGGGAGAGGAGCAUGCAGCAGACAUACAAGGCUUUGUGCUGUGAGGUUACCCGUCUCCAUUCAGAGCUGAAGCACCAAACAGGCCUGAUUAGGAAACUCAGACCACUGGUCAGCGAGACGAGACCAGCUGCCUCCACUGUUCCUGUUCAGUGUCUGGACGACGUGGAAAAGAACAACAACCUUCCAGUUCCUCGGGCAUCAGUGCCUCGUCCCCCUAGUGCCCCCCCACUCCCCUCAUGCUCUGGCCGCCCCUGCCCCCCAGUCAGUGGUCCAUUAGGCACCUUGCUGCCAGACAGCCUGAGGGAGGACUGCUGGUACAACGGACCCUGGCCCUCUCAGAGCUGCACAGGAGAGGUGCUUCUCGGGAGUGAUACCUGCUCCGUUGUGCUGCCCCCACCUCCCCUCAACCAGGCCUCUCUGGAUGACAGCUCACGCUCCUUCCCCAGCCCCCCGAAGCCCAGCGAUGCCAUGUUCUGGGAGGGACACUCCACUGCAUCCAACUCCUCAUCCUCAAUGGGAAACUGCAGUCCCAGGAGCCCUCCUAAUGCAGAAUGGGUCAGGCCUUAUUAAGAUAAAGUUGAAUGAGAGAAGCAAUGAGUAAUAACUGGGUGGAAAAGUAACCAAUGGAGGAAUGGAUGAACUCUCCAACUCUGCCACAUAGCUACCACCUAACCUGCCUUAAGCUGUCCACUCAAAGUGGACUAGACCGGACCUGCUAGUUGUGGGAACUGAUCAAGGCCAGAAAAGGCCUAGUCGAGGUAAAGACCAUCAACUCAUUUAUUUAUCCUCUCUGCACACCGCAUCGGUGAACAUAUAUGACUUUGCAGAGGCUGGGAUAUACUUGCUGUGAAUGCAAACAUACAGGUCAGCGUUCUGCUAUGUUUGUAUAUAUACUCGCUACAAACAACGGAAGCAUGACGCAGCCAAAAUGCUCAAGACUGGACAUCGCUGCAAGGGGCAGUGCACAGUACUUGGUCUCUGAAAUUGUAAAAGGUGAAUCUACUGGUCACCUUGUAUUGCUGGGGCAUCAACCCCCAACACGCUUCCAGUUUGUUGCCAACUGUUACGGCACAAGUGUUUAUUACUUUGCAGUGGGGAGGAAAAAUCAUACAGAUUUCGGUAGGUCUUCAAAACUAUCUGCCAUUGUGUUUACUUUGGACCUUUCGUGCUCAUGCUCUUGCUUGCAGGAGCGCCUCUGGCGUUCCAGUCAAUAAUGCAACUAGCGCAAGCGACAAGUUACCUCACGUCAACGUGAGCGGCCUACGUGCCAAACAAUUGCUAGGAAUGCAUGGCAGCCACGAUACGUACACGGAUGCGUCGCUAACAGCAAGUAUAACCCAGCCCUAAUGACAAACCCUCAGCAGAAUAAAUCAUCUCUCCAUGUGUAUGUGCCCUUGUAUGCACAUGCAUAAGUGUGUACAAGCAUGCAUACAAGCAGAUUAUUUCGAUGUGUGACUGUAUGUAUUAUCAAACAGUGUGCCUGUGUAUGCAGAUCAGUGUGUGGGCCUCUUUCUCCUGCCUGUAUCUGCAUCUCAUCUUAAUAAACCUAAGAGGGCUCAAAGAGGCCUCCUUCUCCAUGUACUGUGGCCACUGAUCACUAAGAGGCACAGCAUUGUAGUGGAAUUUGUAUAACUGUACCUCCUUAAUGCAAGUCUCUUUACAUUGGAUCAGUGUAAAGUAUAACGAGUAUGUAGCCCCAUGUUUGUCCCAUGAUCAUGUGCUGAAGAUGUCUACGUCUGAGGACUUGAUAUGGUUUUAGACUUUGAUGGAGACAGACAACAUCUGGAUAAUUGUAUACUUUUAUUCCAGAUUUCAACAACUACUACGUUACAUCAAAGUUCUUUUCCCCAUAAAAUUUUUUGUGAUGAACCCCUUACCGCAUCACCUUGGAGAUUUUUAUUUUAUUUAAUUGAAGCAAAUAUAACAAUCUAAAAAUGUAUUCCUCUUUGGAAAAUCUUGGGCCUUUUUAAUCAAUUCCAUGACUCAAACGAGCUUCCUAAAACCUGCCUGUUCUCACAUAUUCCGAUUUCUGAGACCUACAGUUGUCUGUUGUGUUCUUUUCUCAGCUUUGCAUGGUUGGAUACUUACUUGGACAUCUAAAUCGGAAGCGCUUAUGGAACAGAACCCAUACACUCCCCUUUUUCUUUUAAACUUGACUAAGUUGGGAUGAGAUUUGUGGAUAUUUUCAGAAAUAGUGUACCUAAACUCAACUGUGCUGGUGUUUAUCUUGCUGUAAACUGAAGAAAGAAGUUUGAGGUGUUUUCAUUUGGUUGUCAAAUAAAGGAUGUACAAAUGCAUAUAUGUGGGAAUAUAAGAGAAACAGAAUGUUCAUAUCUGUAUAAAUGUAUAUGGCGGGCUUCAGUACUUCAUCCAGUGUGGUUUUGCACUUUUUUUUUUUCCUCUUUGCUCCACUGACACCUGAACUUCUGAUGGAGCCAUCUGUGAUGGUAAGACAAUAAUGUUCUCCUUUUAAGAAAUGUGAUUUGAAAAAUUGGUGCACAAAGCACAAAAGCCCAUGGUUGUUUUAAAAUAUUUUUUUUAAUCUUUUGCAAUUUUCUUUAUUUGAUUUCAUAGCCUUUAUUUCUUAAUCUUUAAAAAUGUUAUUUUACAGCAGUGGUUUCAUACUUCUGUAAACAAUUUGCAAACCAAAAUGCAAUGUACAGUAGAUAUGGAUUAUAUUUUAGACUUACUGCACUUCAGACUGUUUGUAAAUAUGAAAUAAAUGACUGAAAUGUA
This is a messenger RNA of Melanotaenia boesemani (Boeseman's rainbowfish), 3686 nucleotides long. It is a transcript of the gene azi2, whose product is annotated as 5-azacytidine induced 2. The transcript is spliced from 8 exons. Gene Ontology annotation, biological process: canonical NF-kappaB signal transduction. NCBI's taxonomy places the organism in Eukaryota, Metazoa, Chordata, Actinopteri, Atheriniformes, Melanotaeniidae. Gene Ontology annotation, cellular component: cytoplasm. The coding region runs from base 315 to 1520 and encodes 401 amino acids. The record is from RefSeq and is a predicted model, not a curated record.